Molecule: messenger RNA, 1677 nt
Organism: Suillus bovinus
Lineage: Eukaryota; Fungi; Basidiomycota; Agaricomycetes; Boletales; Suillaceae
Exons: 5
Coding region: 1-1677 (558 amino acids)
Source: RefSeq, a predicted model, not a curated record
AUGCCGCUGCCGCAGCGCAAAAUAGUCGAGGAGCUGCUCCGACCUCCUUUUGGUCCAUAUCGCGACGAAGAAGUGCUUAGUGCAGAAUGCCAGAGCAAGUCAGGAAAGACACUGGUGCUGAAGUCAUUUCAGCUGGCUUUUAACGACGAAAUUAUUGGGCUCGAUGAAUCCGAGCAACCUCUAGGUACUGGAGAAGUAGACACUCGACAGUUCCGUUUUCGUGGAAAUCUUAGUAUACGUUCGCCCGGCUGGCUAUCUCAAGUCGGUGUCAAACGAGUGGAGGCAGAGCUCAACCUGCGUGCCAACACGCGUAGUAUGUGUGCAGGGCAGCGCCCUCCUGCUACAAUAACGCUCGAAGAACUAUUUAAUAGGAAAACAGGAUAUCUUGGGCGCCCACCCGCACCAGGUGACGAUGACGAGCUCGAGCUCAGAUUGCAAAUCCAGGGUUUCAGGAACUUCCCAGCUCUAUAUAUGACAUCCAAGCUAGUUCCGGAUGGAUUGUUAUGGCAUUCCAAAGACUGUAACCGCACCUACGAAGUUGCAACAAUGGACGUCUACACCUUCCAGCUCUCCGAGAACUUCUUCUGGCGCUACCGUCUUCUUGCUCUCAUGACAAAGAUCGUUGGAGAGGGACGAACGCCGCUCGAAAAGCGGACCCCUGAGUGGUUUGUGUCCCAAUACCUCGAACGGUUCGCUCAUCCCGCCAGUGAUGAAUACGAGCGACUUAUCUACGAUUCUACCGAUUCCGAUAUUAUUGAUGUCGACGAAGGCAGGACUCGCUUGCCCCGUCACCCAAGGCGAAUACACAGGCGCGACAUUCUAGGAUUAUUUGCCGCCCAGUCGGAAUGGUUCGUCACUGACAACGAAGUAAAGCGCAAGCGUAUAUUUCCUUUCAAACCAUGGAACGCAUUUAGAAAGGAAGUCAGAAAAGCAAGAUGGCAAGCUGCACGCAACAAUGUCAUCUGGGGCUGGCCGAUAGGUUGUCAGAAUCAGCCGGACCUGGCCUCAGAACCAGACGGCGAAGAGGGAGAUGACGAGGAUGAUGAAGAUGGCGAGGACACAAGAAAUAUGGUGGAGCGGAAUCCCGUCAUUGGAAAGACAAACGAGAUCGUGCGCCGUAAAAUCGACAAAGCUAAGACCAGACGAACUUUGCCGUUUGCUCAGCGUGACAACGGGUCCGGUUUGUCGUCGUCAUCCUCAGAUGAACUUGAUCCUGCUAUGGCACAUGCGUAUAUGUCGGACUUCUCUCGUGAUUCAUCUAGUGUUGCUUCUGAUUCUUCGGAUGAAUCCGUGGACGAGCGCCUGCUCGAGUUCGGAGAGCUCAUCCCACGCCAAUUGUCUCAAGUCCCGGAGUUGCCAGGCCCUGAUAACCGCUGGUGGUGUCCUGUGCCAGGUUGCGGGCACAUGGUUGAUUUGCAACGUCUCACACGAGAUGAUAUAAAAUCCCUCUCAGCAACCACCGUCUUCUAUCUAAUGGAGAGGAAGUGGCGGAGUAUUCGAGAAGAUGAGAGAGCUAAAAAAUGUUUCUUUGAAAUGGUGUCUAAGCAUUACGAGGAUCAUUUUACAGACCUUGGCUUAAGGUUUGUUCAGAUCAAAGGAAGGAUCGGAAUAGAUUUGAUCAGAGAUAGACGACGUGUCCAGCAGGCGGUAGUCACCGUUAAGGAGGAAGUUAUUUGA